Messenger RNA from Lachancea sp. 'fantastica', 2334 nucleotides. The record is from the annotation of a GenBank genome assembly. Lineage: Eukaryota; Fungi; Ascomycota; Saccharomycetes; Saccharomycetales; Saccharomycetaceae.
AUGAAUAAUCGGCUUCCCGAUAUUUAUCCCCCGGGGACUGCGCUGACGGUUGGAUCUCACAAAGCGCGAAUCAUCAAGUAUCUGGCCAGCGGUGGCUUUGCUCAUAUCUAUUCAGCAGAAAUAUCACCAGCAGAUCCCAAUGGCUCAACCAAUGUGGCUUGUUUGAAAAGAGUCUUGGUACCCGACAAACCCAGUCUCAAUGUACUGCGAGCAGAAGUCGAUGCCAUGAAACUUCUUCGUGGUAACAAACACGUAGUUUCGUAUAUCGACUCACACGCCGCAAAAUCCGGAGACACAACUGGCUCCUACGAAGUUUUCCUGUUGAUGGAGCUUUGUCCAGGCGGCGGACUAAUAGAUUUCAUGAACACAAGACUGCAGAAUCGUUUUCAAGAAGCUGAGGUGCUAAAAAUCAUGAGUGACGUAACUCAAGGCAUUGCAGCAAUGCAUGCGCUUUUGCCUCCUCUAGUCCACAGAGACAUCAAAAUCGAAAACGUUCUGAUCGCUGGAGAUGGUACUUUCAAAGUUUGCGACUUUGGUUCUGUGUGCGGUAUCAUAAGACCCCCCAAAAAUGGUCAAGAAUUCAACUAUGUCCAACACGACAUCUUGAAAAACACCACGGCACAGUAUCGAUCUCCAGAAAUGAUUGAUCUUUACAGAGGCUAUCCUAUCAAUGAGAAAUCUGACAUUUGGGCUCUAGGUGUCUUUCUCUACAAGCUUUGUUACUACACAACUCCAUUCGAAAAAGUUGGCGAAGCCGCCAUUUUGCAUUCCCGGUUCCAGUUUCCUGCAUACCCCCAAUACAGUGAUAAACUCAAACAUCUGAUAAGCGUGAUGCUGACCGAAAAUCCAACAAUGAGACCCAAUGUCUGUCAAGUUCUCGAAGAAGUCUCUCGCAUAAGGAAUGUACCUUGUCCUCUUGGCAACUUCUAUCUUCUCAGGUCAAUGCAACAACACCAAGAGCCAAAAUCACGCUCACCUAUUCCUGUACAUCAUAUCGGUUCACAACCCAACAUCGAUAUGACGCAAAGCAUUACUACGCAUCAGCCGGUUGCUGGUUUGAACUCUUGGAAGUCUUUCACCAACGGAGCGACUAAUGGUAUGUUAUAUCAGCCCCAAAUUAGGUCACAAGGAAGCCAUAUAUUGCAGCCGAGUAGACUUGCUGAUCCUUUCAUGGCUAUCGACAAGUCAAAACUUGUUAAUGACAAAAGUGCAAAGCUUCCUGUCGUUGCCACAGCAGGUCAUAAGCCCACAAUGAUCCACGGUAAAACUUCUACGGAUGCAAAUAUUUUGAUGUCGAGAAGAUCGGCGAGUCCUGCCCUAGGUGGGCGAGGUGAUAUAUCGAAAAUUGUCAGUGCUAACCCUACGAGUUUGGAAAUGUAUUCAACUUAUUCUUCCACUCGUACGCAAAAUGACAACGGUUUGGGAGUAAGCCCUGAUCUUCGAAGCUCCGUCUCAAGGCAGUUGUCAUCAUCUGAUGCUUUGGAGAGCCAUCACACCGGAGACAGCAUUGGAAAAAGGCUAGGCCAUAAGCUCAAAAAGGUGUUUACUGGCGAACGGAGAUCGAUAUCACCUAUAAAGUCUAGGCAAAACACGGGAGAAAGCGUCAAGUCGUCCUUUGCCACGCUUCGCCGUGGUAUAUCCAGAGCAGGCAGUAUCAAAGACGAUCGAACCAGUAAAUGGAAUACGAGUGAAAUAUCUUUAGUAAAUGCGUCUAAUGGACAAAGGUCGCGCAUUUCUUCUUCGGAAUCCAUAGAAGAAGAACAAUUCGCGAUUCGCCGAUCUCACUCCAGAAGCAGCAGUAGUGCAUCGAUCAUCUCAGAUCUCGACCAGUUAGACGACGGCGAUAUGCCUGCAAAAGACUAUUAUAGAUCACGCUCACCGGUGAAAGUUGGGCAUGAGAACGAGUCCCGUUUGUCCAUACAAAAGCGGGUCCAGGAUCUUCUCAAAAAUUCCGAGGAUUCCCAUGUGCUUAAAACCGCUCAUGGCUAUGGCGAAAUAACUGCCACCGAAGAAACAAAGCUUUCAUCGCAGCUUACCAACGAAACUUUACUUCGAAAUUUUGGUGACUCCAAUGCUUCAACUCCAAAAGUUUUAUCGCCCGAAGACAGAAACAGACACUCAAGUGUGGUAGUUACCAGAAUUUCACCCGAAAAGAAGAAACCUCCGCUCAAAUCAACACAUCCCAAGCCGAAAAGACCAGCAAAGCCGCUUCAUCUCAGAGCAGACAAAUUGUCUCCACAAGGUGCUGCUGCUGAUGAUAAAGAACAGUGGAAUCUUCUCGAGCUUGAAGAGCUUGAAAAAGACUUUAAAACGCGAUUUCCGAGUGCUGCAUAG